This is a messenger RNA of Neoarius graeffei (lesser salmon catfish), 1119 nucleotides long. RefSeq lists its product as uncharacterized. Lineage: Eukaryota; Metazoa; Chordata; Actinopteri; Siluriformes; Ariidae. The record is from RefSeq and is a predicted model, not a curated record. The transcript has 6 exons. Gene Ontology annotation, biological process: response to bacterium. The coding region runs from base 1 to 828 and encodes 275 amino acids.
AUGACUUGUUUGUGGAUUUUAAUUUUGAUCUUCAGCACCAUGUAUCCAGCCCAACCUGGUAGACGCUGGGUUGCUGCACAAUCCCUCACAGAGUCAGGAGUUUAUCAGCCUGAUAAAGAGCUCAGUGUGGAUAUCGGAGACUCGGCGACUCUGCAGUGUUGUAUUUCUGAAAAUGUAGUUGGGGUGAUCGCCUGGUUUAAGCAACCGAACAGAAAAAAACCUCAGAUUAUAGUCACGGUGUUUAAAACUGCUGGAGAAACAUUUUACAAUGAAUCCCAAAAGUCACGUUUCCAAAUAGAAAGAUCUUCAAACUGCUUCAAGAUGAAAAUUUUAAACAUCAUUCAGUCUGAUGAAGCCAUGUACUAUUGUGCACUGACGAGACCCAACCUUGUGUUUGCUGAUGGAACUUAUUUAAAAAUUAAAGGUGAACAUGUUACUAUUGAAUCAGAAACAUCUAAACCAGCUCUGGGUGAUAAUUCAGUGGGCUGUGAACCAACACUGCAUGGAAACAGCACGAACACGAACACACAAGAGAAAACAGUGCUCGGUUUGGGAACGGCUUUGGGUUUGUGUGCACUUCUGAUUUUCUGUCUCAUUUAUUUCAUACUGAGGAGAAGAAAAUGGGAUAAAAGUAAGUUAAACGCUUCUGUAGAAAAUUCUCCAGGAAUGAAUCAGGUACGUGAAUCUGAAGCUGAAACACUGAAUUAUGCAGCUGUGCAUUUCUCUAAGAGGAAACCCAAAGCUGAAACAAAGAAAUCUGGUUCAUCAGAUGAGUGUGUGUACGCUGAUGUGAAUAAAACUGCACGCUGUAACAUAAAUGAUUCAUAAUAAAUGGAGAAACACACGGCAGAAGCAGUGAAAAUGUUUCAGCAGGUUAAAUAUCUCGACUGUGUGUUAAUUUAUUCCAUAUUUUUCAUUACAAGCUUUUAAUCACUCAAAGAUUAUUAAACUAUUGUUAAAUAUUUUUGCUCAUUUCAGCUGGACAGAUAAUUGAUCUGCAGAAUGAUGAGCAGAUUUCUAGAAGCAAAAUGACUGUAUUUGGUGAAAGUACAAAAAAAAAAGUUGAUAAUAUUUUUAUAUUUGUUCAUAAUAGUUGCAUAAUAAUACAUAUUAAAUAAA